This is a messenger RNA of Vigna angularis (adzuki bean), 871 nucleotides long. Its product is annotated as transcription factor bHLH18. The record is from RefSeq and is a predicted model, not a curated record. The transcript is spliced from 4 exons. Gene Ontology annotation, molecular function: protein dimerization activity. Lineage: Eukaryota; Viridiplantae; Streptophyta; Magnoliopsida; Fabales; Fabaceae. The coding region runs from base 148 to 765 and encodes 205 amino acids.
ACUAUAUUUUUUUUUUUUUCUAUUUAUGUUUUUUCAUGACUCCAAUUCACACACACUGCACCUCUUCACUCUCUUCACUCCCUCACUCACCUUACAAUUACUAGAUCCAACCACUUUCUCUCUCUUUCUUUCUCUCUCUUGAAAUCAAUGGAGGAAUCAGGGGAAAAUUGGCCUUCUGAUUCUUACUUGGAAGCAGGUGAUGACGUUAAGGAUUUCUGUUUUGAUGAUGAAGAAUUCGCGAGCGAGGAGGAUGAAGGAGAUUCAUUUCCUGAGAUGAAAAGUACGGACAGAAAACAACGACAACAGAAACUCAGGGAGAGGUUCCUUGCACUCUCAGCAACCAUUCCUGGUUUUCAGAAGAUGGACAAGAAAUCGAUUCUAGACAAAGCCAGCAACUACGUGAAACAGCUUGAGCAACGAGUGAGAGAGCUGGAACAAGAAGUUCAAUCGAACAAGGUUUGCGCGAGCAGCAGCAGCUCCAGCGAAGUGAAUUCCAAUGGAUCAAAUCAAAUUCUUCCAGAAGUGAAAGUGAGAGUGUUGCAGAAGGAAGUGCUGAUAAUAGUUCACUGUGAGAAACAGAAAGGAAUCGUGCUCAAAAUACUAUCACACCUCGAAAAUAUCAAUCUAUCUGUGCUCAACAGCAGCGUCUUGCGCUUUGGAAAAUCCACCAUCGACAUCACCAUCAUUGCUCAGAUGGGAGAGGGAUACCAGAUGGGAGUGGAUGAGCUGGUGGAGACACUGAGAUUAACGAUCUUGAAUCAGUAGGCUGAGCUAAUUGUACUGUUUGAGAAACCUAGUAAUAAACUGUCUAGUUUACUCUUUUCGACACAUUCUUUUAUUAAGUAAAUUUCAUGAUCAUGUCGCUGUUAAA